Molecule: messenger RNA, 381 nt
Organism: Salvelinus namaycush (lake trout)
Lineage: Eukaryota; Metazoa; Chordata; Actinopteri; Salmoniformes; Salmonidae
Exons: 2
Coding region: 1-381 (126 amino acids)
Biological process (GO): protein ubiquitination
Molecular function (GO): ubiquitin protein ligase activity
Source: RefSeq, a predicted model, not a curated record
AUGGUUCUGUGUGAGGACAGGGAGUGUGGGGUGUGUUAUCAGCCCUACUCCCGUCAGGACCGGAUCCCCCGGGUGCUCCACUGUAGACACACCUUCUGUGCCACCUGCUUAGAGACCAUGUCCCUGCCCAAGAGUGACAUGCUCACCGUGUGCUGCCCGCUGUGCCGCCAGACCACCUGUGUAGGGCGCGGCCUCAGCCUUCAGGAGGCGCUGUGGGUCAACUCACGCCUCUGGGACUACAUACCUGAGAGCAAAGAAGAGGAGGAGGAGGAGAAGGAACGCUCCAGAAAAAUGCUGAAAUUUCCGGCCUUCCUCAGGAAAUUCAGUCUGACAAAACCACAGCAUCAAGAGAGUAUUGUGCCUGGUUGUGCCAACGUGUAA